Molecule: messenger RNA, 1131 nt
Organism: Triticum turgidum subsp. durum (durum wheat)
Lineage: Eukaryota; Viridiplantae; Streptophyta; Magnoliopsida; Poales; Poaceae
Source: the annotation of a GenBank genome assembly
AUGGCCACUGCUAACACCUACGCCACUGUCUGCGGCAAAACCGGCAAGUACGCAGCCAACAGCACCUACCAACAGAAUGUCCAGAGUGUCACCACAUACCUCGUCAACGAGGCCGCCUUCAGUGGCGAGAAUGGCUUCGCGAAGACGUGGGAGGGCGCCGCCCCAGAUAGGGUUUAUGGCCUUGGCAUCUGCCGCGGGGACACGCCAGACAACGUCACCUGCUACGAGUGCCUGACCUCCGCCGCAGUAGAGGUGUCGACACUCUGCCCGGAUGACAAGGACGCCACACUCUUCUACGACGGCUGCAUCGUGCGCUUCUCCCACCAGGACUUCCUCUCCUCCGGACAUAACGAGCCGGAGGUCGUCGUCAAUGGCACGAACAAGGUGAACCCUGCGGCAGUGGCCAACAGCUUCGACGUGCUCGUGGACACGCUGAUGAACAAGACUGCAGAGCAUGCGGCGGCGGCGAGCGAUGCCUCUCACAGGAAGGUAGCCACCGGCGAGGCCUUGUUCGAUGGAGGCGAUUCGCAAACAAAGAUUUACAGCAUGGCGCAGUGCACGCCAGACCUGACGUCUGGCGGAUGCAUAAACUGCCUCCGGCUUGAGAUGGACAAAAUGGCCCUUAGGGUACCUGGCGUACUGGGACAGAGGGUGGCUGGGCUGAGAUGCAACAUACGAUUCGAGGUGUAUCCGUUCUAUAUCGGCGAGGCCAUGGUUCGUAUUGAAGGAACUCCGGCGCCAUCACCUGCGCCAUCAAAGUCGAGGCUGCCGGCGCCUCCUGCACCACCGAACCCUGCGAGUCCACCGAGCAAAGGAGGUAUCAAGAAUAUGAUCCGGAUAGUUGCAGUGAGUGCGCCUCUGGUACUUCUAUUAUGUUGCAUCCUUCUUACCAUUAUCUGGACUCAAUCAAGACGCCUUCAUAAGAGAAUCCUAAGCUCACAAUUGCAAGAAGUUUUCCCGCCUAGCACGGAGGAAGCUAUAAUGCUCUGGAGGAUGGAAGAGGGUCGCUCUGAGCUCUCGAUGUUUGAGUUCUCUCAGGUUAUAGAUGCCACAAACAACUUCUCAGAAGGAAAUAAACUUGGCGAGGGUGGUUUUGGUCGUGUCUACAAGGGCAUUAACAACAUCGUAUGA